Pelmatolapia mariae (spotted tilapia) is the source of this 3569-nucleotide messenger RNA. RefSeq lists its product as uncharacterized. The transcript has 5 exons. Bases 747 to 2774 code for a protein of 675 amino acids. The record is from RefSeq and is a predicted model, not a curated record. Lineage: Eukaryota; Metazoa; Chordata; Actinopteri; Cichliformes; Cichlidae.
CGGCUGCUCUCCCUGGCAAAUUGGAGGUGGGGCAAGGGGAGAAAAAUAGUGACACGGAGAGAGGAGGGAAAGAGACGAGAGUUGUAAAGACCGAGGACGAUCGGAGGUUCUCAGAUGAGAGCAGCAGAGAGAGGAGACACAGAUGAGGAGAGAAGAGGGAAACAGAGAAAGGGAGUUAGAGCAGUGAGAGGGAGUGGGAGGAAGAAAGAGAGAGGAGAGGAGGCAGUGCAGCGCAGUGCGGGGGGGAGAGAGACAGGAAGGGAGAGAGAGAGAGAUGUAGAGACAGGAAGCCUCCACUGCCACUGAGCCAGUGAGAUGCAGGCAGGCAGAGAGAGACGACAGAGGGAGAGAGAGGCCCUCGGCAUCUCCACGGCUGGCCCAGCGAGGGGGCGACGGGCUCAAGAGCACUACAGCGGAGAGAAGAGUGGGAGGGGAAGCUGAAACUGAGGGAAAAGAAGAAGGGCGAUACAAUCAGAAGCAGGCUUCGCCAGGAAAAAGGGGAGUGGGGUGAGUGGGACUACAGCUGAGGAGGGAAAAAGCAGAUAAAAGUUUUGGAGACAGAGUAAGAGAGGGGAGAGGGAAGGGGGGGACGAGACUGAACAUCAGAGCGGAUAAAGCCCGUUAAUGGCAAAGGUAGGAGGAGAUUCGUGGAAGAAGAGGAGGAAGCUCUCGGUGUCUCAGGAGUCCUCCCGUUCCCCUUUUACUUCGUCUUCAUUCUGCCAGGCUGCCGGACAUCAUCCAUCACCAUGUUCUCUGACAGCAGGGCUCCGGCGCCUGGGGAGCAGAAAGGCUUCAAGUCCCACACCCCUCACUUCAUCCCGUGGCUGCGCAAUAGCUUGAAGCCUCACCACAGCAGUGACCUGGGGCUCAACGGACCGUACAAAUCCAACUCAGAGACCCGAAACAACCUGACCCCGCUGGAGAGAGCCAAAGGGAUCGGCUUUUUCUCCAUCCAGGGGAAGGACCGCGGAAAAAAGGCUGAACUUCGGUGCAAUGGGGUGGGGAAGGCGAGGAUGCUGCCAGUUGUGCUGAGGGGGCACCACAUCCUGCCAGGGAGUCUGGGGAAGCAGAGGGAGGACAGUCCUGCCAGGUGGAACCGGACUAAAGAGCUUGGCACAGACCCCAACGCACAGAUCAGCCCAGGGGAGGGGCCGCAGGGACCAGCCAACAGCUCCUCCGCUGCUCAGGGCAACAACACCUUUGUUAGGAACCACAGCAGCCACCUGAGCCCCCAUCAGUCGCAGAGUGACAGCAGUAGCAACUCAGUCAAGAAAUACGGGCCACUGCUUGGACCUCCUGCUGCUCCUGUUGCUGCGCUGCUCUCUGAGGAGCCAAACUUUAACGUGCCUGUUGUUAUGUGUAUGGAGGGCAAAGAGGGGAAGGUGUGGGACUACGCCAGCCACACCACCCACCGUCAGAGAGACCACCGUUCAUCCAGCUGGCUGAACUAUGACACUCAGGGACUAAUAGAGAGGCAGCAUGGAUUCAGCUCCAACUUCAGCUACACCAGUAAACACAGCAGGAGCUCCCAGAGCCAAAGAGACCUGACAGCGCUGCGGGAGCCACCUGUGGAGGAUCUAAACGGAGUUAUCUUCUCCACCGAGGUUCCUCACAGGGGGCUGAGCUGUACGACAACUCUACAAGGCCCCAAGAAACCCAGACCGAGCUCAGAGCGCACCGCUUUCCUGGCUCAGAACCAGACGUGGGCCCAGCACAGACCAAAGAGCGAAGGGGAGUCACAGAGGAAAGAGGCCAGCUGCAGGAGGAAGGUGGUGCGAAACCAAAUUAAACGGGUGGUGGUCAACCUGGAGCAGGUUCUCAAAGCCCUGAGGGAUGUUCAUCAGGAAAUGAAAGAGGUGGUGCAGCAGAUUGACCAUCUAACAUCAUCCAUUGAUCUGAAUGAGGAGGAGGAGGAGGAGCAGGGAACUGGAAGAGAAAGCACCAAACCUCCCAGCGACAGCAGCUACAGUUCAGGCUCGGGCUCCAGUGAAACAACAGUGGGCAUCACACAUCAGAGGCUGUCAGAGCCUGCAAACCAGCCAGAAAUUGUGUAUUUCUCUGGCACCCUGAGGGGAGAGCAUCAUAGCAGGAGCCAGUCUCCACCCAAUGUGCAGCUGCGCCCGCUAACCUCUGGACUUUUAUCGGAGAGGAGUCGGACUCUUCACCUCACCGGUAGUGUUGGGGCCUCACCCAAACACGGCGGGAAGCUGCCAUACUCCAGUAACCUCACGACCCACGACCACACUCACUCCCCCCAAAGAAGCCUCCCUGCUCGGCCUCCCACUCCUGGUCUUUCCCCUCUAACGGUAAACUUCCAUCUCCCCAGUAGCUCUGGUUCUCAGCCUCACUCCCCUGGGGCUACCUCCUCCAUCAGGAUCAGCCCCAUCUCACCUCCCUCUCCCCUGUCUUCAAAGGCUAACCCACCCCCUGCUCUUAGCCCGUCUGUCAUCAUCCAGACCAAAGUGGGGUCUUAUCAGACCACACAAAGCGAUCUCCCAUCUGCUGGGCCACUCUCUCCAUCGUCCAACCUGCCGCCGUCUGCCAGCUGCCCACCCACCGACUCAGAGACUGAAACCGGGUUCGCCGCUAACACGGAGAGGCGAGCAUCCUCAGCGGGACCGUCACACGUAUGCGCCGCAGCACAAGGCCACAGAGGUCGCAAGCCUCCACCUUACCCACAUCACAGACUCUCUGAAAACACAAAGAAAGUGAAGGAGCCCCGCAAAGCUCCUCCGUACCCUGAGAAAAGAAGGCUGCUCUCGACCACAGUGUGAGACAAUGCAGCAGGAGAGGGGGGCUGAUCGAAUGGAGCCAUAUUCACAGCACCAGCCACAAGUCUGCAAGAGUGGAGAGUGAUUUAAGGCUUGCCAAGCUGAGCUGAGACCAAGUUUCCAAGGUGACAAGGCACAGACGCAACUUGGGGAUCUGGAGGUGAUUAUUUCCAGACGACGCAUCGACAUCAGCGGUGACAACGAGGAAAAGGGGAAACGCUCCUGCUAAGCAUUUCCUCAGUUCCUUAGGAUCACCUCCGGACGGACGAGGGAAACCGAUCCCAGGCCAAACAAGGCAGAGAUAUAACAGGCACGUCACUCUGUCCUCCUGCUGCCGACUGAGACUGGAAACGCAAACAGCAGCCACGAUGAAGACGAGGAGGAGGAGAGCAGGGGAAGAGAGACAAAAAAGAAACAAUGAAACAGAGAGGGAAACAGGAUGAGAGGCGGCACAGAUGACAACAAUUUGUUUGGAACAGACGGGCCGGGACAGUAGGAGGACGUGACGGCAAGGUCAAGGAAAUGCUGUGCGGGGGUGGCAGGGCACGCAGCCUGAGCGGGAGGAGGAAACAUGCGCUCGCACUAAUGACAGAAAGUGUCAGGACUGUCCUUGCUGUGGGAAGGAGGCGUGUCGAGGUGCGCUCCACUUCACAGACGACCACAUCAGACAGGCAGACCUCCGUAAAGUGGCUGAGCUCAGACCGGGCGCGGACAUUAACCUUCCACGAGACAUUAAAGUGCACAGACUCGAUUCCGAGUGUGACGUCAAGAAGAAAUAAAGUUUUCGUGCUACUUUGA